AUGGCAAACCUCGGAGAUGCUGUCACCAAUCUCCUGAACGCGACUCCACCUGUCACGAGAUUCUACGCAGGUGUGACGUUAGUUCUUUCUCUCUCCGUCCGCGUUUUCGGCCUUCUUAACGCAGAAAAGAUCUUAUGGGAUCCCUCCUUCAUCACGGCGAAAAUGCCACCACAGCUCUGGCGGGCGUUUACGUCAUUUUUUCUGACAUCGAGGGAUUUGGGUAUCCUCUUCGAUACAUAUACCAUCUACAAAUAUGGUCUUGAUCUCGAGACCGUCCACUUCAAUACCUCGGGUGACUUCCUCUGGUACCUCUUAUUUAAUGGUGCAGUCAUUUUGUUGCUCAAUUCUUUCUUCCUAGGUGGGGUGAUUUUCGCACAAGUUAUGGGAAUUGCAUUUGCGUACUCCUGGGGCCAAAGGAACCGUGGUAGAAGUAUCUCGUUCUUUUUCGUCACCAUCAAAGCUCAAUGGUUACCAUACGCUAUCGCCGGUAUCACAGCUAUCCAGUCGCCCCCAAGCGCUUUCAUCUUGGCGAGUGGAAUUGUCUCUGCUCAUGCCUAUGAAUUCUUAACAGUUUUGUGGCCGAGAUUUGGAGGUGGCUCAAAUCUUCUUCCAACCCCAAGUUUCCUUAAAUGGUCAUUUGAGGGUGGUCCAGGCACCAGAACCGGUGGCGUUGGAGGAGUCCGCGCCUACGGAACUGGAUUUGAUGCGCGAGCUCGGGAUGCGGGUCCCGCACCUGCACGAGCGCAGGGAAUGUUUGGAGGCGAUGGUGGAAGUGCUACUGGAAGCAAUCCUCGUCAGGCCGCCGGUGCGUCCUGGAGAAAUCGAGGCGCAGGCCAUCGACUUGGUACUGAUUAG
Orbilia oligospora ATCC 24927 is the source of this 855-nucleotide messenger RNA. RefSeq lists its product as uncharacterized. The transcript is spliced from 6 exons. The record is from RefSeq and is a predicted model, not a curated record. Gene Ontology annotation, cellular component: endoplasmic reticulum membrane; Hrd1p ubiquitin ligase ERAD-L complex. Gene Ontology annotation, biological process: endoplasmic reticulum unfolded protein response. Gene Ontology annotation, molecular function: misfolded protein binding; ubiquitin-specific protease binding. The coding region runs from base 1 to 855 and encodes 284 amino acids. NCBI's taxonomy places the organism in Eukaryota, Fungi, Ascomycota, Orbiliomycetes, Orbiliales, Orbiliaceae.